AUGUCUUCGGCAAGACCUUCCCGUCAUCACCACGGGAUUCGAUAUGCCUCGGCUGAUCAUGAUAGACUGAAGCGCGCUUUGUUGCAGCCCGUUCAAGCAUGGGAAAAGAAAUGGCAGUAUCCAGUUAGCGGUGGGAAGAAUUUUAUGCUGUAUAAAUGGGUCAAAUGUAACAGAAAAAUGACAUUUGAUGAAGAGGAUGACGAAGAUGAAGAAAACCAGCAACAUCAUCAAGCUGAAGACACACCGACCCCAACAGCAUUCUCCCUUGCCCCGCCAACAGAAGCCUCAACUCCACUACCAUCCGAAUCGGACGAAAACCGUCUACUUCGCCCACCUCCACACCUUACAUCUGCUAAAUCAACCUCCUCACUGCGCGGAUCAUCUGUUCCUUCUGCUGUGUCCACCCCACUAAUAGGCGUUAACACUCCGCAAGAAGCAGAAUCAUCGGCUGUCGAUAGUCCAGACAAUGAUGAAGAUGAGGAAAUGGCUGUAGACGAGAGUAGUAGUACGGAUGUCAUUGAGAGGAAAGAAGGUGUUAUCAGCAGUAACACUAGUCAUAUCGGAGACGUGAAAAUUGAGGGUGUGGGAAUUGUAAGUGAAGGGAGUACGGAGAAGAUAGGAAAGGUGGAUAGCAAGGAUAAGCAAGACGAAAUUAAACAAGGCGAGGACGAGGUCAACGUUGGUGGUAUUGAUAAUAUCAACAUUGGUGGAAUUGAUAAUAUCAACAUUGGCGGUAUUGAUAGUAUCAACAUUGGCGGUAUCGAUAAUAUCGAUAUUGACGUUAUUGAUAAUACCAACAUCAGCAGCAUUGAUAAUACCAACAUCAGUAAUCCCAACAUUAGUAGUAUUGGUAAUCCCAGCAUCAGCGGCAUCGACAAUAUCAACAUCGGCAGUAUCGAUAACGCCGACAUUAGCAACAUCGAUAAUAUCAACAUCAGCAGCAAUGAUAAUCUUGGUGGAAACAUUGAUAGCGUAGACAACAUCUCUAUGGCUGUUAAUAUGGACAUCUUUGGUGGUGGACAGGAAACUGGAGGCGAGAAGGAGGACGCAAGCCGAGUGGGAGGAUUAAAGGUUGGUGACUUCUGGAAUCCAGCCGGAGAAUCGACUGCCCAGAGUAGCGAGAUUGGUGAACAAAAUAGUCCUUAUCGGGACGUUGGU
Messenger RNA from Paraglomus occultum, 1158 nucleotides. The record is from the annotation of a GenBank genome assembly. Lineage: Eukaryota; Fungi; Glomeromycota; Glomeromycetes; Paraglomerales; Paraglomeraceae.